This is a messenger RNA of Mycosarcoma maydis (corn smut), 2859 nucleotides long. RefSeq lists its product as uncharacterized. Lineage: Eukaryota; Fungi; Basidiomycota; Ustilaginomycetes; Ustilaginales. The record is from RefSeq and is a predicted model, not a curated record. The coding region runs from base 1 to 2859 and encodes 952 amino acids. The transcript is spliced from 5 exons.
AUGGUCAAAGAGGUCUCGUCCGCUGUCGAAUUUGACGCUGAGCUCAAUGCGGCUGGCUCCAAGCUCGUCGUCGUCGACUUCCACGCCACAUGGUGCGGACCAUGCAAGGUGAUUGCGCCCAUCUUCCAACGGCUCGCAUCUCAGUACACUAGCGUUGUAUUCCUCAAAGUUGACGUCGAUCGCGUUCAGCCAGUCGCGCAACGAUACAGUGUUUGUGCUAUGCCAACCUUUCUCUUUCUGAAGAACAAAAGCGUCGUCGACACUCUCCAAGGCGCUGACCCCAACCGAUUGACGGCGCUUGUCAAGCAGCAUUCUUCUGGUGCAUCUUUAGCAUUCUCUGGCUCCGGCCAGACACUCUCUGGAGGCAGCAGCUCUUCGUCCAGCUCGUUUGGUGCCCGUGUCGCCGGCAUCACAGACGGUCAUUCUUCGCUCCUCAACACUGUGGAACCGAAACGUUCUUCGGCUUUGAACGAGAAGCCAAACCACCGACUUCAAGACAUCCUUGGCGGUCCUACCGGUGGCAAGUGGCUCGAGAGCGACGCCGACGAGCAACUUCUCAUCCAUUUCACAUUCAAGCAGCAAGUGAAGCUGUCAGGAAUCCUGCUGCGGACACUGCCAUCGCAACUUGCCCAUGCACCCAAAGAGAUCAAGAUCUUCGCUAAUCGACCAGGCCUGAGCUUUGACGAUGCUACUGCCGACAAGGGCGACCAGGAAGCCGAGCUUUCCGAAGAUUUUGUUCGCGGAGGAGAAAAUGGUGGCGGCGGAAAGGCGCUAUCGCUCCGAUUCGUCAAGUUUCAGAAAGUGGACUCGCUCACCAUUGCCGUUCUCACCAAUCAGAGUGACGCAGAAACUACACGCAUCGACGCAAUCGACCUUUACGGCGUCGCGGACCAGACCACGGAUAUGAGCGAAUUGCAAAAGAUCGCUGCUGAAGGCGGAGAUCGCGAUUUCGACUUUCGCACCGCAUCAAAGACCGGUCUCAAGGGCGGAAGCUCGUCACGCAGCGCAAGGACAGGUUUCCAUGGUCCAAGAAGCUCGUCGAUCCCAGAUAUGUCGACGCCUGCCGAACCUCCUCUGCGGCCUGCCCGGUCGCAUUCGACCUCCAGUCUCAACUCUGCCUUGCCCAGAUAUAGACGAACAACCUCCUCGACAUCGGUACCCCCGAUGCAGCAUGUCGACGAGGAAGACGGGAACGACUAUGCUGAUGACGGCAACUAUUCAAGACACAGCCAGCCGCAAACAGCCUUUGUCCCGCAAGCGCCUCCUUCGCUAUCCGAAGAGGAACAGGCAGAGUUUGAAGCUGCUCAAAAAGCCGCGAGCGAAACUCUCGGAGGCUGGCACUACGCUCCGCUGGCUGUAGCGCUCGCGCCUCCGCUUGGCUCGUUGCUUGGCGGUCAUUCCGACGCAUGGUCUGAUGCGAUCCUGCUGAUCCUCGCCAGCUUCUGGUUGUACCAGUUCCUUCGGGUACCGUGGGAAAUCUACUAUGCUUCCAGGACCCGAAGCAUUCUUACGCACGAUCAAGACCAAGACGAGAUCGAGCAUGCUGAGCAAGUGACUCUGGACGGAUCGCCAUCGUCUGCCCCCGAGUCUUCCGAGACAGGCGUACAGAAGGAAGUCCGUCGAGCAGCUGCUGCCGAGCUUCGACGCUCCGAGCUACUCAGCCUCGUCUUUUGCAUGCUGAGCCCCAUUAUGGGCGCGUACAUGCUCCACUGGAUGCGCGAAACCAUGACAGACGGCAACAAGUACCUCAACACUUUCAACAUUCGCCUCUUUACCCUCGCUGCUGGUAUCAAGCCUUGGUCGCACGCCAUGAGCCUUGUUCGACGCAGAAUGCUGCAUCUGCAGGAAGAGGUUCACUAUCCCUCUUCCAAGGUCGAAAAGAUGAACCAACGGCUUCGUCGCUUGGAGGCCGACCUUUCGAGCCUGCGCAAGCUGUACGCCACCAAAACCGAACUGCGACUUUUGCGAGAGCACGAUGCCGAGCUUGGUCGAGCGUUGCGUCGCUCCGAGAGAAAGGAAGAACAUCUUAGGCUAUCUGCAGAAGAGAAGUUCAGCAUCGUAGAGGGUAGGCUCGAGGACCUUCUUCGCGAGGUAGCCAUCAAUGCAGAAUUGAUCGAAGAGGAGCGCAGAGAAAGGGAACGAGCUGCUAGUCUACGCAUUUCGCUCUUUGAGGCGAUCAAGUACCUUCUAGGCUCAGGUCUUACAAUCCGUCGUGCGAGCCCAAAGCACUAUCUGCACGACAUGCCUCGCAGCCUUCCAUCUACAGCUUCUCUUGGCAUUGGAGCGCAGUCUGCGGAAGCCGACCUGAACAUGGAAGCACACACGCCAGGCGCACCUCUGCCUGCUUCUGUUCCAAUUGUCAGCCCGACGCGACCACCUCGUACCAUUGCAAGCGCUACUCCGGACAGGCCAUCUUCUUCCAGUAGAGGCUUGGCAAGCAUCCAGAGUGAGCAGCCUGCUGCUGCCAAUGUCGUAAAUCGCCCGGAUCAUCCCAAGGUUGGUGCGGUAGUCGAACGAUCUCGGUCACGAAACAACGCUCACCACAUUUCCGACCCCUGGUGGGAACGUGGCGCAGCAUUCUACCUCUUUCUCCCACUCAAUGUCUCGAGCGCGGCUGUCCGUUUCGCAGGCGAAAAGGUGAAACACAUUUUGGAGGACUCGGAGAACGAGGCGGCAAGAAAUCAAAGGAAGACACUCCAAUACCAAAAACAUCUCGCGGAUCAGCAGCUCCAGCAGCAUCAGCGCAAAAUCUCACAGAAGCAGUAUCAGCACCAGCCGAUGCUCAGUCCCACUCGAAAUCGCGCAGACGCUUCUACAAUCAAGAUUGCGUCGGCAUCUGCCAACCCUCGCACUCGUUGA